Schistocerca serialis cubense is the source of this 734-nucleotide messenger RNA. RefSeq lists its product as uncharacterized. Gene Ontology annotation, molecular function: protein binding. The record is from RefSeq and is a predicted model, not a curated record. NCBI's taxonomy places the organism in Eukaryota, Metazoa, Arthropoda, Insecta, Orthoptera, Acrididae. The coding region runs from base 325 to 657 and encodes 110 amino acids. The transcript has 5 exons.
GGGAAGUAAAAGUUUUGGAGAAGAAAUGUUUCGGCAAAAAAUUAAUUUUCGACAGAAGAAAAUACUUCAAGAAUUUUGGUCAACAAUCACAUGGAUGGAAAACGUGGUUCUGCAACAGUAGAAGAGUGUUCCAGGUGUGUAUUAUAUUGACGGGCCACGUGGCUACACCACCGCGGGGUCGAGGCACCUUGCCACAGUUCCUGCAGUCCUCCCCCCCUUCAGAGGUUCGGAUCCUCCCUCGGGCAUGGAUGGAUUUCCUAAAAAUGAAAGUCGGAAAGCUCUGUGGGAGAAUGCCGUGAGGAGGAAGAAUUGGUGUGCGUCUAAAUGGAGCACUAUAUGUUCUCAGCAUUUCCGAGAAGAGGACAUAGACUGAACUUCCGUUUCAACAGUAAGGCUCCGAGAAAAUGCUGUACCAUCAGUUUUCCCUACACACCCAAAACAUUUGCAAAAGGAUUGUCAGCGAACAUGGCGUUAUCGUUUGAACAAAGGAAAUGGAUGCUAAAGUGUUACUGGAAAACAGAGAAUUACAGAGUUGGAAGGGCACGAUAUAAUGAAAUCAAUUGCCUAUCAAUGUAUGUGUCAAGGUCUCACUGCAAUAUUGUGAAGAAAGACAAAGGAUUAUACAUAAUAGAUGGUGGGGUAAGUUAUGUAAAGUAGAGACUCGAAGUUAAAAUAAACUGAUUACUUUCUUGUAAACAUUUGAGUAUGAGUGUUUUAUUUAAUACACAUUUUAU